Messenger RNA from Mytilus trossulus (common blue mussel), 1910 nucleotides. RefSeq names its product cholecystokinin receptor type A-like. Gene Ontology annotation, cellular component: plasma membrane. Bases 469 to 1848 code for a protein of 459 amino acids. The transcript is spliced from 3 exons. The record is from RefSeq and is a predicted model, not a curated record. Gene Ontology annotation, molecular function: neuropeptide receptor activity. Gene Ontology annotation, biological process: neuropeptide signaling pathway. Lineage: Eukaryota; Metazoa; Mollusca; Bivalvia; Mytilida; Mytilidae.
ACAAGAGUUGUGUAUAUAUCACUUGUAUGGUAUGGUUAUAAUAUAUUUGUUUAAUUUCAAUAUCAAGUAUAUGAAUGAAUAUAUAAUUAAGGUUAAGUGCAAUAGGAUGUUGUCACAAGAUUGGCACGCAACGAAAAUUCCUUCUAAAUUAUGUUAUAAUUAGUUUGCUCAAAUUUACAUAUUUCAAUCUAACAAAACAAUAGCAAAAGGAAAGGAAUUAUCAAUUGACAUACAAGCUUCUCGUUACAAGAAUACUUAGUAUUAAGUGAGAGGCUCAGGCCGACUGAAGAAGACGAAAGAAACUUUAGCAACAACUGGCGUAGCUAUUCUUAUAGAGGUAUUUUCUAUAUUUAGAUCACGACCGCUUGACAAUUCAACUUUGAAAAUGAAAAUUGAAUUGUUAUCUAGCUACUACAUUUCGGAUUAGUUAUAAUAAAGGAACAGCGUUUGUUUAAUCGAUCGUUCAAGAUGUCGUCUGCUUUUCCGAUCAACCAAUCAGAUUUCAAUAUUACAACUUAUUCCUGGAUGUCUACAACUGUUGACCAAUGGAAUAUUAACGUUACAAGUUCCUUUCAUAAUAUGAGUAGGUUUAACAACGAUUUUCCGAACGCAACUACGUUUGUAGACUAUAGUUUUUUGGUGCCCUCGUUUAUAUACGUGUGUUUGUUGUUAUUGGUUGGAUUGCCAGGAAAUGCACUAGUUAUCUACGUUUAUUUAUUUAAAUGGCCGAAAUCAACAUCUCGUGUUUUCAUUCUUGCUCUCGCGACAUACGAUAUGAUAAAUUGCACAACAUCAAUGCCUACUGAACUAGUAAUUUUGUUGAAUUUCGAACAUUUCGACUAUCCUGUCUUGUGUAAAAUUUCAAGAUUCUUAACAGGAUUGAUUAACAAUACGACAACAUUUCUGUUAGUCGUUAUAGCAGUGGACCGAUUUAAACGAAUUUGCAGACCUCACAACAAACAUAUCUCUCCCAGACUAGGGAAAAAGUUAGUAUUUAUUGGGACUGUUUUUGGAUUAUGCACUAACUGGCCAAUGUUGAUACUUUACGGCACGAUGACAAUUCCUGGUGGGAAAACGUGUCUGAUAGACGACGAAAUGUUAAAAACGAAUUAUCCAAUAUAUUUUGUUUUAUUCUUAUUGUUGGGACACUUUGUAACAGAUUGCAUUCUUAUAACUCUGUAUGCCUUUGUCGGUAAAGCAAUAUGGAACAGGAGACAGAUUCUGAAAUCAACAAGUGUAAAAGUUCCGAAUCAGGAAAUAUCUCAAAGCAGUUACACAGUGGAUGACCUUGACUCAAUCGAACAAGAACAGAAGCGAACUCGCCUUGCCUCGUUUGUAUUUUGGCACAAAGUUUCAGAUGAAUUUCGAAAACGGAGUAAUACAGCAGAUAAACUUAAACCAAAGAAUAGUCGAUACACGCCACAAAAGAAGUCAACAUCCCUUUUUCGACGAGCUCUAUCAAAGAUAUCUUUGAAAGAACAAGGCAACAAAGCUCGUGUAGGAAAGACAACUCUGAUGUUAUUUUUAGUGACUGUUGUUUUUAUAGUAUCGUUCAUUCCGUAUACAGGAAUGGUAAUUUGGCGGUACGUUAAUCCGAUUCAUGUGAUGACCCUUUCAUUUACUGGGAAAUGUAUCUAUCAAAUGACUUUGAGGUCAUACUUGAUGAACAGUGUCUUGAACCCUAUUGUUUACUGUUUUGUGAGUAACCAGUUCAAAAUUAAGUGCAAAAGAGCUUUUAAACAAUUUUUUUGCUGUGGUAAUUCAAAAAAUCCUAACUCGAGGUCUGUGUCAGGAGCACAUAGUGGAAACGAACACACCGAAAUGAAAGCAAGAAAAAGUUCAAAGUAGUCGUUUUUGUCUGAAAGAUGUAAUAAGUAAUACAGAAAAAUAAUAAAGAAAUUGUUACUUUU